Chelonia mydas (Green sea turtle) is the source of this 6953-nucleotide messenger RNA. It is a transcript of the gene PPM1H, whose product is annotated as protein phosphatase, Mg2+/Mn2+ dependent 1H. Lineage: Eukaryota; Metazoa; Chordata; Testudines; Cheloniidae. The coding region runs from base 427 to 1968 and encodes 513 amino acids. Gene Ontology annotation, biological process: protein dephosphorylation. The transcript is spliced from 10 exons. The record is from RefSeq and is a predicted model, not a curated record. Gene Ontology annotation, molecular function: protein serine/threonine phosphatase activity.
CCACGAGCCUAACCACUCUUCCCCCCUGAAAACAUUCCUCCGAGCACCAAACGGGCCUGCAUUGCUGCUGCCGGGGGGAGGUGGAAGGGGUAGCUGCCGCCCAAGCCCCUCUGCUGCCCCUGCCAGGAGUUUUUUUUUUUUUUUGCAGCAGGAGGAGCAGGAAGCUGCCCGGGUAAAUCACAUGACAGAGCCGCCGCCGCCGCUGCUCCUGGGCUUAGUUCAGCGCUCCUCGCACUGGGAGGGGGAACCUGCUGCCGCCGCUGCAGCCCGCGCCCCGCAGCUCCUCGCUCGGCCCCGCUGGUGAAUUUCCCGGCCGCUCGCUCCAUGCCGCUCCCCCGCUGCGGAAGUGCCGCGGGGGCAGCCUGAGGAGCAGCGCCCCGGCUCCCCGCGCUGGAAGGUGCUGCGGGGGCGGCCGGCGGGAGUAACAUGCUCACUCGGGUGAAGUCUGCCGUGGCCAAUUUCAUGGGAGGCAUCAUGGCUGGCGGCUCGGGCUCGGAGCACGGCGGCGGCGGCUCGGACCUGCCCCUGCGCUUCCCCUACGGGAGACCCGAGUUCCUGGGGCUGUCUGCGGACGAGGUGGAGUGCUCCGCCGACCACAUCGCUCGGCCCAUCCUCAUCCUCAACACGGAGACCAAGCGCCUGCCCUGGACCACGGGAUACGCCGAGGUAAUAAAUGCAGGGAAGAGCACACACAAUGAAGACCAAGCAAGUUGUGAAGUGCUUUUUGUAAAGAAGAAAACUGGAGGCACUAAUUACACACCAAACAAAAACACGUCCACCAAACGAAGGUCCUCACUGCCAAAUGGAGAAGGACUACAACUGAAAGAAAACUCAGAAAAUGAUGGCAUCAGCUUGUACUACUGGUCACUGUUUGACGGCCAUGCUGGAUCUGGGGCAGCUGUUGUAGCAUCCAAACUGCUUCAUCACCAUAUUGUGGAGCAGCUGCAGGAGAUUGUGGAGAUCCUGAAGAACUCUGCAGUCCUUCCCCCAACCUGCCUAGGAGAGGAGCCAGAAAGCAUGGUAGCUAAUAGCAGAACUCUAACCAGGGCAGCCUCCCUGCGUGGCGGGGUUGGGGCUCCGGGCUCACCCAACACCCCUCCAACACGCUUCUUUACAGAGAAGAAGAUCCAACAUGAAAGCCUUGUUACUGGGGCUAUUGAAAGCGCAUUCAAGGAAAUGGAUUUACAAAUAGAGCGAGAGAGGACUGUUUACAAUAUAUCUGGUGGCUGCACAGCCCUUGUUGUUGUGUAUAUGCUGGGGAAGCUCUACGUGGCAAAUGCUGGUGACAGUAGGGCCAUAAUAAUCAGGAACAAAGAAGUUAUUCCAAUGUCUUCAGAAUUCACUCCUGAGACUGAGCGUCAGCGACUACAAUAUCUGGCUUUCAUGCAGCCCCACUUGCUGGGAAACGAGUUCACACAUUUAGAGUUUCCAAGGAGGGUGCAGCGUAAGGAAGUUGGGAAGAGGAUGCUCUACAGGGACUUUAACAUGACUGGCUGGGCCUACAAAAGCAUUGAGGAGGACGACUUGAAGUUUCCCCUUAUAUAUGGAGAAGGCAAGAAGGCUCGUGUCAUGGCAACUAUUGGAGUAACUAGAGGACUUGGAGACCAUGACCUGAAGGUGCAUGACUCCAAUAUCUACAUCAAACCUUUUCUGUCCUCAUCUCCCGAGGUGAGAGUCUACAAUCUUCUGCAGUAUGAGCACGGACCAGAGGAUGUGCUGAUCUUAGCUACCGAUGGACUCUGGGAUGUAUUAUUAAAUGAAGAAGUGGCAGAAGCUGUCACAAACUUCCUACCAAACUGUGACCCUGAUGAUCCCCACAGAUACACGUUAGCAGCUCAGGACCUGGUGAUGCGAGCCAGGGGAGUGCUGAAGGACAGGGGCUGGAGAAUAUCCAACGAUAGACUGGGCUCAGGAGACGACAUUUCUGUCUAUGUCAUUCCUUUAAUACAUGGAAACAACUUGUCAUGAAAGUAGCACCAACAAUGAUAAUGGGAGGGGGGUCUUUUUAGGAAGAGCCUUUGAAAAGACAUGAUGUUCAGAUCUGACAAGGACAGUUCUGAUUGAUGUAAUUUAAUCUAAACUCAUGCUGGAAGGUGAUAUUUCUGCCCAAAAGGUAGGGCUCUGCACAUAUACUGUACACGAUUAAAGGUAUCUCUUAAGGUUACAGCUUCCCUAUAUUAAUGGGUUUUGGUGCUUAACAGGAAUAGAACUUAAAUGCUGCUAAUAUAUUAUGGAUUGGUGGUCCCUGUAUUGUCCCUCCAGGUGAGGACCCCAUUGUGACCUGAAACAGGACUUAAUCUUUUUCAGUUUACCAUGUGGCUUGGAACAGCCAUUUUCAGUUGUGAAAGUAGAAAUGGGGAUUGAAAGCCAGUGACUGAUGAUUGAAGUCAUGGCUUUGGGAUGGAUCAUUUAAAAAAAAAAAAAAAAAAGUUGUUAAAACUUGAUCUGACACUUGAUGUAAUUACACUUGCGAGUAAUUGUCAUUCUUUGUCCAUGAAGAACUUCCUACAAUUGUACUUAUAUGAUUGAAUUCUCAUUUUUCCCACUUGAACCCCCGUCAGAACACUCUGGAGACUUUACAGCUCCUUAUUUCACAUGCUUUGGUGGCAAAACCAAGACUGUCCUUGUGACUUGAUCUAACUCACCACAGCCAAGCCAUCUGCAAAAAUUGCCCCGACGAGUAGGGCACGUUGUGUUGAUACAAGAAUAAAUCUUGCAACAGGAAUUGUUUGUCAAGAUUUCCUUUGCUGUGUAACCAUGAUGCACCAGAUCUUUACUUGAUGCAGAGUUCCUCUGGAAGCCAAGGUUUCUUUGGGUAGGGCUACCCUGCAGCUCAGGUAGACUGACUCAAGCCCCUAGUGUGCUAAAAAUAGCAGGAUAGACAUCUCAGCUCAGGCUGGAGCUUGGGCUUUCAAGUGUAAGAGGUUCAUGGGCUUGAGAGGCUGAGCUCCAGCCCGAGCCACAACGUCCCUAUUGCUAUUUUUAGCCCUCUAGCUCAAGUCCAUCUGCCCAGGCUGGGAGGCUUGCUCCCACCUGGAGAGUAGACAUACCUUUUGGGACCUGGGAUUUUAAUUUUUUGGCUGGUUCUGUCUGCGUUAUCAUGCAUCCUGUUGAAAAGAUCACUGGACAUACAGCUUAGCGAUCAAUGUUCAGUAAAUGUAUUUUGUCUUCUGAGUUUGGGUUUAAUUGGGUGUCUGUGGUAAAUGUUAUUGUUCUAGUUAUUAACCCAGAAACACAGAUAGCAACCUUACUGAAAAUCCUUUCACUUCGGUCUCCCUUAUUAUUCACCAUAAAAGCCCUCUGCCCUGCCCCCAUCACCAGGGUCCCAUGCUCAGAAGGUGGCAACUCACUCAUAACUCUGCACCUUUUGGUACCAGGGUAGAGGAUUAACGUGUUAGUGGAAAUCCUUGGCUUGCUUGGUCUCCUCUACCAGUUGUACUCGAUCGAUAUUAAGAAAAAUCUCUCUAAAUAAGAUACCAGUGUAGAAGCAACAGUGCAACAGGAAACCAUUCAGGCAAAAUGCAGUGUAGACAUAGCCUGUGUAGAGUAGUAGUAGUGGAGGUGUGAUUUGCAGCUCAUGUAGGCAUACCCGCACUAGCCUUAAUCUGGCUAAAAACAGCAGUGAGCUUCAGCAUGGGCUAGCGAUGCCAGGGUGUACCCAGAGGUCCCAGGGAACUUGGACAGCCUGUGCUGACACCCACACUGCUGCAUCUUCACUGUUAUUGGGACCUGGGCUAGCUAGCUGAAAGCUUGCGUGGUUAUGGCUCCACAAACUGCGAAGCACAGCUCGGAUUACAGCGCAGACAUAGCUGUGGUUACUGUCCUAUAAACAGAGAACUCUCUUCAGUGCCACAGAUUUCAGUCCUUUUUUCAGAAGCUGCUAACAUACAGAGGGGUCCUCAUGUCUCGUGAGUCCCCUAACCGUGUACUGCUGGAGCUGCUGAUCCCAGGUUGUAAAUAAAAUUGGCUAGCUAGGAGAAACACAGUUGACAUAAUCCUAGCAGUAUGGGAGAGAGAACUAGAAACCUCACAAAUGGUAAGUUUGUCCCAAAGGAGAAAGUGCCAGUUUUAACAAGCAGAUGCCAUGUCCUUUGUAUUCCCUGAGGUGGUCACAUUUUCUUCUGAAUAGGACAGGCCUGGAGCCUUCCAACUGGGUAAUUUAUUAUGUGCUACGUACCGUGUGUUUUCAGUGAAGCUCAACAGGUGUUUAGUUCAAUCCAUGGCACUACAAGUUCUGCUAUGCCACCUUGAUGUGCAAGUACAACAAUCCCAGUGUACAAGACUUAAAAGCCCCUCCCUGUAAAUAGUAAGCAGGAGUUCCACGCUGAAAUGAGGCAGUGCUGAGGGGAUAAUUUGGCUCAAACAUGCCCCAAGUGUAUGAUUGUAGCCUGCAAACUGUUCCAUGGAUUCCACAGUGCCUGGAUGUGAUAGCACUGCAGAAAACACAGCUGUUUCAUAAUCCAGAACCUGCAUAAAUCGGCAGCCUAUCUGCUUAUAUAUGCUGUGCUUUACCUUUUUGGCCCUUACCUCUUUUUCUUUGUGCAAACGGAAGAGAUGCAGAUUUGAAAUCUGACUGAGUCUAGAACAUUUUCCACAUAAUCUCUCAUAUGUUUCAUAGUUCAAGCAAGAGCCUUUUCCUCAUUCACCUAUUUCUUCUUUCUUUGUUUGGCCUAGUAAACUUAUCCAUGUACUUUUUCAUGGGUUUUAUAGCUAUGUGUAGCUUUUGUAGUCCUCAGUGAGUCAGUUCACUUAAAUCAGGAGGGAAACUAAGUAGCGGUACUAACAGGAGGGAGCACUGGUACAUCUCAAGAUAAUGCCCGUGGUACCCGCUGUGAGCCUGAUUGAUACAAAUCCAAUGCCAGUGUGUUAUCCUUGAUUUUAGUUAGAAACAUGGUGUCUACAGCUGCCAUCAUUCAGAAGACAGGAAGAAGAAAGAUCUUUUAAUUGAAACUCAUUCAUCUGCAGUGCAAUAUGUGACUCCGCAUUACAGCAAGAGUUAGAAUAUUACUUUCCUUAAACUGCAAUGGAAAAUAUACCUUCCCAUUUAACAUUUUUAAAAGUAACCCUAAAAGUGUUUGGCACCAACAGUAAGGUGCAUCAAUCAAAAGUAGCAAAAUGACUCUUAGCAAAAUCUUCCCAGCAUUGCUAUUGCUUUGUGAAUUGAGCUCAGUAGGUUUUCUUGUUUUUUCAUUCAGACUUCCACCACAAAUCACCUCAUCCCUUUGCAGCUAGCAUGUCUAGAUCAUGGUAUGUUGGCUUCCAGAGCACUUCCUGGGAAGGCCAAAAUCACAUCACUCAGAACACUGAGAAAGAAAACAGAGACUCUCAAAUUCUGUGCAAACUGAAUUGCAGUCAACUCCUUGUUUUAAUGAGCUCUGAGGAUGUUCUAGUUUAAUAAAAAGCUUCCCAGUCAAACAUAAGUUUACUGUAAUUGUGCUGGUGGUUUUUUGUUUUGCUUUUCAUUCAAAACCUCUUAGAAAUGCACAAUCUUUCCUCACUAGAAAUGUCUGCCCAAUAUUACUCCCUCUGAUAUCCUGGCUUUUACCUACACCUCAGAAGAAUAUUUGGGGGUCGGGGGAGAAUUUUAGAAAAGAUAUUCAAGUACAUCUUGUUUUAUCAGAGGCUCUUGCUUCCCUUUGUAGAUUUCAGCAUAUUAUGGGUCACAGCAGCAAACAUUUCUGAAGGCAAGGAGAAAGCUUUGAAAAUUUUCUUCCCACCUAUGACCACUGUUGCGUGCAUGCCAUUUUCCAGCAAGAACAUUUUGUGCCUUAAAGGCACUACUUCAGUAAUAAUGCACGUUCCAUUAGGACAGCAAAUCUCAGUCCCCACGCUUCCAAUACACACAUGCACCCAUAGUGGAUUAGCCCACAGACAAGCUCUCAUUUUGGUAGGAUAUUUGACAUGCAGGAAUUGGACUGCCUAGGAAUGAUCAGCUAUGAUAAUAAUCCUGCUGUGCCGAUCGAUAAUCCUGCUUCACAAUGCUAUACUAUCCCCCUCCAAUCAAUCAGUACUAUUUACAAAAUCAGGAAGUCAUCAAAUCAUAGACUAGAAAUUAUAUAUGGAAAAUGACUAAUAAACCAUCUAGUCUAUCUCUUCUGCAAAUGUUGGAUAACUCCCUAAAGCUUUUUUUCCAAGUGCUUUCUCCAGUCUUAUUUUAAACAUCCCAAGCAAAGCGACUUCCUCUAUUCUCCUUUGAAUACUAUUCCGUACGCUAAUACAGCUGCUUCUCAAACUUUCUCCUGCCUAUGUGGCCAAAAAUUUCUCGUGCUUAAUUUAAUGGAAAGCCCAGAUAUUUCAUUUCUAUCACGUUUCUUUAAGUAACCAAUGGAGUUACGUUCUCUGAGUGAAUACAUAAUCAUACCACCUGAGAGAGCUCAUUGUCAAUAGCCCCUGCACCAGAAAAGAGAGAAAUUUCCUAAUAAAUUUAAAAGCAACAAGGCUGACUGUGUAAAGCAAAAGUGGUUUUUAGGCCACGGGACUGACAUGAAAUUAUUUACAUGAUCAAAUGUGACUAAAGAGGUCUCUGAAUUACUGUAGUAGCUGUGCUCUGUCUCCAUGCUGAUUUGAAGCACAAUACUUACAAUGUCUGGACAGGUCUUGGCUUUGAACUGUACUUGUACACAGACGUGGUUUUAAAGGACACUACAUAACCCAGCCAACUCUCUCACAUUUGUUCUUGCCUUUUUUUGCGUACAUGACAUCUUGGCUUGUAUCUAACGUGAAUUCCAGACUGUGGUAUUGCUAUUUCUUUCCAUGGCAUUCUAGAUGUGUAAAUAACAUUUUUUUUCUGUCUGGCUCUUAGAUGUAGGUAUCUUAAUGUGGCUAUCAUAUAGACAGUGACCAAACAAGGCUGGAACUGUGCUGCUGUUUUCUACCUUUGGUGUACUUGAAGGAGGCUCCCUUGUCAACCUCCACCUUUUUGUUCUUCCAUGGGUACUUUAUUUUAGUACUUU